Molecule: messenger RNA, 1918 nt
Organism: Acomys russatus (golden spiny mouse)
Lineage: Eukaryota; Metazoa; Chordata; Mammalia; Rodentia; Muridae
Gene: Dnaja2
Product: DnaJ heat shock protein family (Hsp40) member A2
Exons: 9
Coding region: 91-1329 (412 amino acids)
Biological process (GO): response to heat; protein refolding
Cellular component (GO): cytosol; cytoplasm
Molecular function (GO): ATP binding; Hsp70 protein binding
Source: RefSeq, a predicted model, not a curated record
CUGCCGCCGCCGCCGCCGCCGCCGCUCGUGGUCCGGGUCGCGCUCCUUCCGCUCCGCCGCCUGCUCGCGAGUGCUGCCCGGCAGGCCGCCAUGGCGAACGUGGCCGACACGAAGCUGUACGACAUCCUGGGCGUCCCUCCCGGCGCCAGCGAGAACGAGCUGAAGAAGGCAUACAGAAAGUUAGCCAAAGAAUACCAUCCUGAUAAGAAUCCAAACGCUGGAGACAAAUUUAAAGAAAUAAGCUUUGCCUAUGAAGUAUUGUCAAAUCCAGAGAAGCGGGAGCUAUAUGACAGAUAUGGAGAACAAGGUCUCCGGGAAGGUAGCGGCGGAGGUGGUGGCAUGGACGACAUUUUCUCACAUAUUUUUGGUGGAGGAUUGUUUGGCUUCAUGGGCAGUCAGAGUAGAAGUCGGAACGGCAGAAGAAGAGGCGAGGACAUGAUGCAUCCGCUGAAAGUGUCUUUAGAAGACCUGUAUAAUGGCAAGACAACCAAACUACAACUUAGCAAGAAUGUGCUCUGCAGUACGUGCAGUGGGCAAGGUGGAAAGUCUGGAGCUGUUCAGAAAUGUAGUGCCUGCCGGGGCCGAGGUGUGCGCAUUAUGAUCAGACAGCUAGCUCCGGGAAUGGUGCAGCAGAUGCAGUCUGUGUGCUCUGACUGCAAUGGAGAAGGGGAGGUCAUUAAUGAGAAAGAUCGCUGUAAAAAAUGUGAAGGGAAGAAAGUGAUUAAAGAAGUCAAGAUUCUUGAAGUUCAUGUAGACAAAGGCAUGAAACAUGGACAGAGAAUUACAUUCACUGGGGAAGCAGACCAGGCCCCAGGAGUGGAACCUGGAGAUAUUGUUCUUUUGCUUCAGGAAAAAGAACAUGAGGUGUUCCAGAGAGAUGGGAAUGACCUGCAUAUGACAUAUAAGAUAGGACUUGUUGAAGCUUUAUGUGGAUUUCAGUUCACAUUUAAGCAUCUUGAUGCUCGUCAGAUUGUGGUGAAAUACCCCCCUGGCAAAGUAAUUGAACCAGGCUGUGUUCGUGUUGUUCGGGGUGAAGGAAUGCCACAGUACCGCAAUCCAUUUGAAAAGGGUGAUCUUUACAUAAAGUUUGAUGUGCAGUUUCCUGAAAACAACUGGAUCAACCCAGACAAGCUUUCUGAAUUAGAAGAUCUCCUGCCAUCUAGACCAGAAGUUCCUAAUAUAAUUGGAGAGACAGAAGAAGUGGAGCUUCAGGAAUUUGAUAGCACUCGAGGCUCUGGAGGAAGUCAGAGGCGGGAAGCCUACAACGACAGUUCUGAUGAAGAAAGCAGCAGCCAUCAUGGACCUGGAGUGCAGUGUGCCCAUCAGUAAACCACAGGCAGCUGCACGGGUGGGUUUUCCUUCCACGUUUGCCAGAUUUGCCAGCUGCCUGGAACACCCGAUGAGUCCAGAUGGACGAUGGACAUCUGUGAUGUAUGUGUAACUUCUAAGAUUGGUAUAGUAUCCACAGAAUGUAUAAUUUAAACUAACCACGGAGCUUUACAUCUUCAUUUCGACUGUUCUGUAGCAGAGUAAAGCACUUGAACUAAGACUCCCUUUCACAUGUGGGUUAUAAGUUUCAGUCCUGGUAUCUGCUUGAUUUUUAUCAGUUUUGUGUAGACUUUUAUGUUUCAUAUUUUAAAUUCAAAUCCAGCAUUGUAAAGUUUGUACAAUUUGUCCUGAAGCUUUGUGUUUGGCUGCACCUGCAUAAGCUGCUACAAAUAGAAUAAAGAAUUCAUAGCCUGUAUCUAUCAUUUAGAUGCAUGGAAAAAUGGGCUUUGCACACAGUGGGUUUGAAGCUGACUGGGAACAAUGGAAAAAAUUACAUUAGCCAUGGUUGUAAAGUUUUUUGGCUUUUUUUUAAAACCAUUUUGUGAAAGGUUUCUGAAACUUGAUAAUAAAAAGCAGUUGGUGUAAAUUA